CAAAAAAUUUUAAAUUAAAAAAAAAAAGUGCUAUUAUUAUAAAACUGAAACAUUUAAAAAAAACAAGUGCGUUCCGUUUAAUUAAAUUUUUUCAAAGUUAAAUAAAUACAUUUUUUUAUAAUAAAUAAAAUAAAAUUUUAUUUUUUUCUCUUAAAAAAUUAUGAAAUAAAGAAAUUUAUAUUUAUUCAAUUUCAAAUUAGGGUGAAAAAAAAAAUUAACAAAUGACUUAAAAAAAAUAUUUUCGGUGAAAUUAAAUUUUUGAAAAAAAAAAAAAAAAAAAAAUGCAUAAAGAGUGUUUAAUUUGCGUGUUGAUCGUUUCGAUCGGAGUGAGUUGUUCCGCUUGGUCACAGGAAGAGAAAAAACAUUUUUCUGAUAUACGUCCUGCAACAACAAUUGUGGAGGAACGAAUUGCAAUUAGAGAAUCAGAUGAAGUUAAAGUCACAUCUAAUCCAUUACAAAUUAAAAACGAUGACACUACUGAUGGUGAUAAUAAAAAUCAAAAAAAAUUGAGACCCACCUCUGGAUAUUCGCAUGAAAUUAAAGGACCCGAAUGCUGUGGUCCAAAUAACGGUCCUUCAAGAUCUGAAGGAGUUAGAAAAAGUAGUUCUGAAAAUGAACGAGAUAAAUAUCCUCGAUAUGGACCUUAUCCUGAUGAAGGAAGAUUUAGUUGGCAAAGUUCGAAUCACCCUUCAGAAUAUGAAGAUAAUGGCGGUAGACCAGGAAGUUAUAGAGGACCUUAUGCCGGAAGUGAAUCAUAUUCAGAGAGAUUUAAAAAACCACAAUACGGCAAUGAAAAUAAUAAAGGAAAUUUAAAUUUUGGUGGACUUGAUAAAUUUAGCGGUAAAUUUGGCAGUAUAUUAAACAAUAAAUUUGGAUUUGCUAAUAAAUUUGGAAUUGGUAAUAAAUUUGGUUAUUAUGGCGAUGGUGAAUAUGGAAGGCCUGGUUAUCAAGAAAAUACUGAUCUAGCAAAUCAAGAAUCAGGAUUUGGAGGUGAUAAUACACCACAACCACCGGCAAAUUUUGCCACUCAACAGGCGGUUGCUUUGAAAGCACUUGCAGGUGUUGCUUUGAUUGGCGCUGCAGCAGCUUUAGCAACAAAUCCCGUCCUUCUGCCAAUAAGCGCCAUUGCCGGUCGAAGAAAACGCGAUCUUGAAGAUCAGUUCAAUAAAGAACUUUCAAAUUUUCCCUCAAAAAUAUUGAAGAAUUACGCGACAAAGAUUCCUGGAAAUAAUAAUGGACCUGAUUUAUCAAUAACUCCACAAUGUGUUGCUCGACUGGCUUGUGAAAUUCAAAAAGAUUAUAUCACUGAUUUAAAAAAAAAUAAGGAUAUCUUAAAGGAAGACAAAAACAGUUUCCAUGAUAUGGAGCGUUGGUUCAUGAGCCUUAUCCAGAAAAAUAUUCUUGAUGCCGACUACGUCGAUGGAAGUAUGAAAAAGUUGAUUAAAUUGGCCACCCUCGUUGGUUCAGAAGGACGGGAUUGUACAAUGUUUAUAUGCAGCAAUGUAAAAACUUAGAAAUUAUUUAUAUUCAUUUUAAAAAUAUCUUGUUUCCUCAUUUUUUUUUCUUUGUUUAUUAUACACGUAAGAAAUUAUUUUUUUUAUUUUAUUUUUAUAUGUCAUUUCAUAAAAAUAUAUCUUGAUGUUAAAUAAAAUACUCUUGUGAUUUAAUACGUUUAUGAUUAUAGUAAAAAUUUAAUAAAAAUGUUCACAUUUUUUUUAAAUUUCGUAUUUUAUGCGAAAUUUGUCAUUAAACAAAAAAAUAUAUAAAUAAUUUACGAACUUGAAUUCAAUUAAAUUUUAUCAUCAGUACGCUUUAUAAAUUCUCAUAUAUUUAUCAUUAUUUACAAUCUACAAUGUUGUUUUUUGGUUUUUUAUUAUUUUAUUCACAAGAAAAUUUGCGCAAAUUCAAAAUUAAAUUUGAAAUAAUUCAAGCUUUUUCUGAUUGGUUGUUUUUAAAUAUAAUCGAUUAAUUGAUAGUUUCGAUUGAUUUACUGCGCAUGGACAGAACGGAAUAUUAGCAU
Leptopilina boulardi is the source of this 2020-nucleotide messenger RNA. RefSeq lists its product as uncharacterized. The coding region runs from base 282 to 1514 and encodes 410 amino acids. The transcript is spliced from 7 exons. NCBI's taxonomy places the organism in Eukaryota, Metazoa, Arthropoda, Insecta, Hymenoptera, Figitidae. The record is from RefSeq and is a predicted model, not a curated record.